AUGUCUCCCCCAGCAGCCAUGAUCGAGACCGUCGCGGCCCCCGCUGCCACCAAGAAGGACAUCGUCGUGCCCCGAGGCCUCCCCGCCGACGAUGUCCCCCAGACCCAGCUGCUCGACCGGUUCGGAAGCAAGUGGGACGAAUUCCGCUUUGCGCCCAUCCGCGAGAGCCAGGUGUCCCGCGCCAUGACGCGCCGCUACUUCCAGGAUCUGGACCGCUACGCCGAGAGCGACAUCGUCAUUGUCGGGGCUGGAUCGUGCGGAUUGAGCGCAGCGUAUGUGCUGGCUAAGGCGCGACCGGAUUUGAAAAUCGCCAUCAUCGAGGCGAACGUCUCCCCUGGCGGCGGAGCCUGGCUCGGCGGCCAACUCUUCUCCGCAAUGGUCAUGCGCCGACCAGCGGACGUCUUCCUCCGCGAGCUCGGCGUGCCAUUCGAGCAAGACGCCGACAAUGCCAACUACGUGGUAGUGAAGCACGCAGCGCUGUUCACAUCCACGCUGCUCAGCAAGGUGCUGUCCUUCCCGAACGUGAAGCUCUUCAACGCGACAAGCGUGGAGGAUCUCAUCACGCGACCGGGCAGCUCCGGCCCUGAAAGCGCACGCAUCGCCGGCGUCGUCGUCAACUGGACGCUGGUGACGAUGCACCACGACGACCAGUCGUGCAUGGACCCCAACACGAUCAACGCGCCGAUCGUGGUGUCCACGACUGGCCACGACGGCCCGUUCGGCGCCUUCUCCGCGAAGCGGCUCGUGUCGAUGGGUGGGAUCGACAAGCUGGGCGGCAUGCGCGGCCUGGAUAUGAACUCUGCGGAGGACGCGAUCGUCAAGAACACGCGUGAGGUGACCAAGGGACUGAUCAUUGGCGGGAUGGAGCUGUCGGAGAUCGAUGGCUUCAAUCGUAUGGGUCCGACUUUUGGAGCCAUGGUGCUCAGCGGUGUCAAGGCUGCGGAGGAGACGCUGAAGGUGUUCGACGUGCGCAAGAGGGAGUGUGCUGAGAACUAA
Molecule: messenger RNA, 996 nt
Organism: Aspergillus candidus
Lineage: Eukaryota; Fungi; Ascomycota; Eurotiomycetes; Eurotiales; Aspergillaceae
Gene: thiA
Product: thiamine thiazole synthase
Exons: 2
Coding region: 1-996 (331 amino acids)
Biological process (GO): thiamine biosynthetic process
Source: RefSeq, a predicted model, not a curated record